AUGUCGACUAAACUGCAGGUCUCGAAGUCUGGGAAGAAAAACUAUGCCAAAGGUGUCUCGGCACGAUCUCCCAGCAAGGUCAAGCAGACUACGAAGAAGAAGGGAACUGUGGUUCCGUCGAAAUCCAGGUCAUCUAGCGGAGAGGGCCCACCUGGGGGCGAUAUUCGCAAGUCCAACCGCCCUCAAAAGGCGAGAGUGUGGUACGCUGAAGGUGCGGAUGCUACCGAAGAAGACGCUGAACCUGUUACAGCUGCGCGGAACAAACGACAGGGCGACGAUUUGGACGAGGCAGAGGCCAACGGCAAGUCGGGACACAAGGCCGAGGCUGAGGACGAGGCUGAGGCCGAGGCUGAGGAUGAGGCUGAGGACGAGGCGGAGCACGAGGCUCCGCACGAGGCGGAAGAAGAGGCCGACAAAGAUGCGGAGGAAGAUGAGGAGGAAAAGGCGGAAGAAGAGGCGGAGGAAGAGGCGGAGGAAGAGGCGGAGGAAGAGGCGGAGGAAGAGGAAGAUGGCGAGGCGGAGGACGAAGAGGGUGGGGAGUCCGGCAAUGAGUUGGAAGAUGAGUCCGGGGACGAGCCGUCGGACGAGGAAGGUGGAGAGUCGGACGAUGAGCAGGGGAAUGAGGAGGAGGCAGUGGAGAGGAAUGAGGAAAACGGUAUGGCGGAAGUGCCUGCCUGUGCGGAUGCUCAUAAGCCUGACGUCACGGAAAAAACAAGCUUUGACGAGAUGCUGGAAGAGCAGGAUGACAGUGAAGGUGAUGCCGUGGAGGAUGAGGCUGUGGCAAAGGAACGAGCUUUGCUGCUUGGGAAGCUGAAGGCACUUGAUGCGAUCCAGGAACCCGUUGUCAGCUCGAAGCUCGCUGGAAAGGGUGCGAAAGCACAGUCGCGUUCAGGACCCUCUAAGGUUCCGGCUAAGCCACCUCCAGGGAGACAUGCUGUCGCCAUGGCUAAGGGUAAGGAGAAAGUGGUGGAGAAAGUGGUGGAGAAAGUGGUGGAGAAAGUGGUGGAGAAAGUGGUGGAGAAAGGGAUGGCGAAAGAGAGUAGCCCUGGUGGAAAGACGAAACGGGAGGAGUCCGCCUUGCCCAUCCCUUCUGUCUACCUUGCUCCCAUCCCUCCCGUCACCCAUCUCCCAUCCCUCCCGUCACCCAACUCCCAUCCCUUCUGUCAUGUUCCUCCUAUCCUUUCUGUCACGUUCCUCCCAGCAGCAACCAAGGACUCCGGAGCUGCGCCACCAGUGAAGGUUCUCGGCCUAGCCACCAAGCGUUUUGAUCUUGUACCCGCCAAGAAAACCCCGUUUGUGGCGGCAUCCGGCAAUCGCCGCCGGGAGCGUGGUGGUGUAACAAACGCGGACCUUGACCAAUUCGAGCGACGCGUGAUGGCGAGGUUUGCCGAAAUGCUGUCGGCCAUGGGUCGGGGUGCUGGCCAAUCCCUCCCAAUCGGAGCGCCUGCAACAACACCUCCCCAUUCUGGCCCGAGCACCAGCUUGUCGGAAGGCCUUCCCUCUGGCAAUAGUCUCCUGGCAAACCACCGCGAAAUCGUCUACAAAGCCGUAGUCGACUUCAAGGUGCGUUGCCUGUCUAGGGAGGUGAGGCUUUACCUAAACCCUGACUCCCCUCUGCCUGCCAACCCCUCUCCCCUCAACCCUAAACCCCACUUGCUUCCCUAUCCAGGUCUAAGGGGGUCUAAGGGGGUGAGGCAAUACCUAAACCCUGACUCCCUUCUGCCUGCCUGCCCCUCUCCCCUCAACCCGAAACCCCACUUGCUUCCCUGUCCAGGUCUAAGGGGGUCUAAGGGGGUGAGGCAAUACCUAAACCCUGACUCCCUUCUGCCUGCCUGCCCCUCUCCCCUCAACCCGAAACCCCACUUGCUUCCCUAUCCAGGUCUAAGGGGGUAUAGGGAGGUCUCAGGGGGUCUAGUGAGGUCUAAGGGGGUGAGGCAAUACCUAAACCCUGACUCCCCUCUGCCUACCUGCCCCUCUCCCUUCAACCUUAAACCCACCUGCUUCCCUAUCCAGGAACUUGCUAGGCGUGUAGCAACACAUCUUUGCUUCAACAUUGAAGCCUCAAUGAUUCAGUUCUACCCAUCUGCGGAGGAGGCCUUAGAUCAUGGGUUUAGCGAGUUUGUGUCGCCGCAGUUCGAGUGGCCAAUCCUUAACAAUGCGCCCGAUGGGAAGUUGAGCGGCAAGUGGGAGUACAAUCGGAUCCAGUACGAGGAGAUGUGCACCCGUGUGAAGCAGGAGGUCGAGAUCGCUGUCAUGGACCAUGGUGUCCCAUACGCCAGCAACACGAACACAUUCAACUUCCCCAACGGCGUCUACAUCGACGCGUCUGACAUGGAGACCCUUGUCAGCAGGGUGCAGAUAAGACAUUGA
Molecule: messenger RNA, 2370 nt
Organism: Closterium sp. NIES-65
Lineage: Eukaryota; Viridiplantae; Streptophyta; Zygnematophyceae; Desmidiales; Closteriaceae
Source: the annotation of a GenBank genome assembly